Messenger RNA from Cylicostephanus goldi, 431 nucleotides. NCBI's taxonomy places the organism in Eukaryota, Metazoa, Nematoda, Chromadorea, Rhabditida, Strongylidae. The record is from the annotation of a GenBank genome assembly.
AUGAUACCAUAUGUCCAUAAUAUCAUCAAAUCAUGUUUAAGUGAACCGAACGCCCGCAUCCAGAUCGCCAAACCGAUCCAGUUUGAUCCGCCAAAAACACCAUUCGAAGAACGCCUACAGCAACAAGCGCAUGCCAUUCGGAAAGCAUCGGCCGCUUCGCUUGCCGCAUCCGAACAGGUACGUAAAUCUACGUACGAUUGGUCACUUUUUCCACCAGCUUAUUAUACAACGCGGAAAUGUUUAUCGACUGGUCUCUCACACUUUUUUCGCGCAAAUAGUGGUAGGAAGGUAGUCACAUUUCUUUGGUGGGGAGUGUGCACAAUAGAGACGGAACCUGUACUACUACUACUAGUGAGCAGGUUCUUACGCGCGACUCAAUUGUUCCUGGUAAUCCUUGACGCUCGAGAUACUGCGUUUGCAAAGGUAUAAGC